Rhinolophus ferrumequinum (greater horseshoe bat) is the source of this 2359-nucleotide messenger RNA. It is a transcript of the gene IRF5, whose product is annotated as interferon regulatory factor 5. The record is from RefSeq and is a predicted model, not a curated record. Gene Ontology annotation, biological process: regulation of transcription by RNA polymerase II; immune system process. The transcript has 9 exons. Bases 209 to 1762 code for a protein of 517 amino acids. NCBI's taxonomy places the organism in Eukaryota, Metazoa, Chordata, Mammalia, Chiroptera, Rhinolophidae. Gene Ontology annotation, molecular function: RNA polymerase II cis-regulatory region sequence-specific DNA binding; DNA-binding transcription factor activity, RNA polymerase II-specific; protein binding. Gene Ontology annotation, cellular component: nucleus.
GCGCUCUCGUACAAGGCUUGGUUGAUUGUCUGUGUCUGCACGGAUCUUGAGCUCCCGGAGGGCGCGGGAAAGCUCCAGGGCCCAACUGAGCACUGCGACAGGGUGGGGUGGGAUUGUCGAAUGACUAUUUUGCGGUUCCAGUUGCCGAAGGAGCCCAGUCGUCGGUCCAGGCCACCGCGCUCCCUCGCGAUUCCCCGGAGGCCCGGGGAUGCAGUGGGUCCGGCCUGGCCCGAAGCUGAGCCCGAGCCCGCAGUCGCCGGACUCCUUUGCCAUGAACCAGCCUGCCCCCGGGGCCCCCCCUCCGCCCCGCCGCGUGAGGCUGAAGCCCUGGCUGGUGGCCCAGGUGAACAGCUGCCAGUACCCAGGGCUUCAGUGGGUCAAUGGCGAAAGGAAAUUCUUCUGCAUCCCCUGGCGCCAUGCCACGCGGCACGGCCCAAGCCAGGACGGAGAUAACACCAUCUUCAAGGCCUGGGCCAAGGAGACGGGGAAGUACACCGAGGGGGUAGACGAGGCUGAUCCCGCCAAGUGGAAGGCCAACCUGCGCUGCGCUCUUAACAAGAGCCGUGACUUCCGCCUCAUCUAUGAUGGGCCCCGGGACAUGCCGCCUCAGCCCUAUAAGAUCUACGAGGUCUGCUCCAAUGGCCCUGCUUCCGCAGAGUCACAGCCCAGUGAGGAUUGCACUUGUGCAGGAGACGGGGAGGAAGAAGACGAAGAGCUCCAGAGGAUGUUACCAAGCCUGAGCAUCACAGAAGCAGUGCAGCCUGGCACCUCCAUGGCACCCUAUUCUUUACCCAAAGAGGAUGUCAGGUGGCCACCCACUCUCCAGCCGCCGGUGGUGGUGGGCCCCCCUGCUCCAGACCCCAGACUGCUGGUCCCGGCCGCUGGCGACGCCGCUGCCUUUAGGCCGCUUCUCCCUGAGGUCCUGCCGAGCCAGCCGCCUGGGCCGCUGGCUGCCGGUCUGCCCCCUGCAGGCGAACAACUCCUGCCUGAACUGCUGAUCAGCCCCCACAUGCUGCCUCUGACUGACCUGGAGAUCAAGUUCCAGUACCGGGGCCGGCCACCCCGUGCUCUCACCAUCAGCAACCCCCAUGGCUGCCGGCUUUUCUAUAGCCAGCUGGAAGCCACCCAGGAGCAGGUGGAGCUCUUCGGGCCGGUGAGCCUGGAGCAGGUGCGUUUCCCCAGCCCCGAGGACAUCCCCAGCGACAAGCAGCGCUUCUACACGAACCAGCUGCUGGAUGUGCUGGACCGUGGGCUCAUCCUCCAGCUGCAAGGCCAGGAUCUGUACGCCAUCCGCCUUUGCCAAUGCAAGGUGUUCUGGAGCGGGCCCUGCGCCUCAGCUCAUGCGUCACAGCCCAACCCCAUCCAGCGGGAGGUCAAGACCAAGCUCUUCAGCCUGGAGCAUUUUCUCAAUGAGCUCAUCCUGUUCCAGAAGGGCCAGACCAAUACCCCACCACCGUUCGAAAUCUUCUUCUGCUUUGGGGAGGAGUGGCCAGACCGCAAACCCCGAGAGAAGAAGCUCAUCACUGUACAGGUGGUGCCUGUAGCCGCUCGGCUCUUGUUGGAGAUGUUCUCAGGGGAGCUUUCCUGGUCAGCUGAUAGCAUCCGGUUACAGAUCUCAAACCCAGACCUCAAAGACCGCAUGGUGGAACAGUUCAAGGAGCUGCAUCACAUCUGGCAGUCCCAGCAGCAGUUGCAGCCAGUAGUCCAGGCCCCUCCUGCUGGCCCCGGGCCCUGGCCCAUGCACCCAGUUGGCAUGCAAUGAGGCUGCAGUGACUGAAACAGGCUUCUUGCGUGGCUAUAUGGUCUGAUGUGGAGGUACAAUGGCCCCAGUGGGCAGCUGACUGGCUGCAGGGUCCUAUAUCUGGGUCUCCUGGAAAUGGACUUGGGCCACACAAGAGAGGGGAGAGAGGCUCGCAUGCCAGGUUCUCCCUGCAGACGGAAGGUGAGGGAAACUGGAAGCCAGUUUUGCUUUGGGGACUGUCUUCUGGACAUGCUCUGCCAGCUCUCAUCUGCUGGCUCUGGAGGAACUCAGCCAUAACACCGUGAGCAGGGCAGGGGCUUCCCCGACCCCAGGGGCCUAGCUGUACAGAGGGAAUUGCCCCAGAGUGCCCCCAUUUCCCCUGGCAGAAAGAGCCAAGUGCUCUGGGCCAGGUCCCAGGGCCUCUGCAGAGCCUUGGCUUGAUUUUGGGGUUCCCUAGUUUGAGCCUCGCUUCUUCUUCUUUCCCCUCCCUGAGAUCAAUAUGAGCACUUAGGUAUUAUACCAAAUACUUAAGGCUGGCAGCUACCUCCUUUCUUGACAGUCUGAGAACCUGGUGUAGAAAGUGGAAUUUUAUGUAUUUUUGGAUUAAUAAAUGUUAAA